AUGAGCACGAAAGUCAGCCACCAACCUCUUCGAAGUCUCGACGAAGCACUUGCUCGAAAUGGUCUCCCGCUUGUAGAAUCCUCCCAACUAUUGUCGUCGACAUCCAUCGAUGCUCUGGAUAUUAUAAAAGUCCCCCGUUUUAAGGCAGCCUCCUACAUUACUACCGGGUUUGAUCGUGUCAGCAGCAGAGGUACCGACAAUCUCAUCUCUCACGCCAUCCCAAUCGGCAACUGCGCUAGAGUUCUUGAAGCCGUUAAUGAGAACCGGACACUUAGCAAAUCUGAGAUCAGGUCAAACAACUAUCCUCGCCGCUGGUCGGUUGAUUGCUCGGCCUAUUCCAGGGGAGGAAAUGUGUUGUCAACCAAGAGUGACAGGCAUCACGAAGCGCGCAAGUAUGACAGUGUCUUCGAAGACACUGAUGCGUUCAGGGAAGCAGAAGCUUUUAGUAGGAAUACCUACACGGGUAUUCAGCAACUAGGCGUCUUUGAUCGCAACUACACUCCUUCCGCAAAGCCCAGCUAUACUGUCCUUGAAACCGCAAACGCGUCGAUCGAUGAAUCUCAGUUUCUCCACUUUCUUACUCUCGGGCCCGAUGACGGUUGGUUUCACGACAGUCAUAUAGACACAUCUCUGGAUAUACUGGAGCGAGCAGCUAACUGCCAAAAACAUGGGAUCGCAAUCUGUCGUGUUGGUCAGGGAGCCGAGCUCUACACCAGUGUGAGGAAGGGGCAAGAACUUCAAAACCAAGAGGGAGUCUGGUUUGACAGGCUGUUAGUUGAGAAAUGCAGGGACAAAGACUUUAUCUUGGUACCGAUUAGCAACGGGUACAAAGAUGUUUACGAGACAGGCGUGGAACUUGAACGUCAGCAUGGAGCGGCCAAGACGAACCUCAUCGCAGAGCCUACUCUUCCUGAACAAACCGCAGGCAACCAUUGGUCCCUUCUCCUCGUCGACUGCCGAUCCUCCAUCAUCAAAGGCCGGUACUUUGACUCGAGCUACUACGAAUCCGCUGGCCUUUCACGUCACUACGGAAUCGAAGAGUCGAACAUUUGCAAAGCUGCCAUGAUGACCUUAUCCGGUGUACGAAUGAUGCUCAACCACGUCCAACCGGGACGGUUCGACGAGGACGAGUUUGUGUUUGACAUCGAUACACACUGCCCAAAUCAAGCACAUGAGAAUGUCAGCGGCAACAAAGACGGCAAUGGUGCUUGUGGCCCUUUUGUGUGGGAAAUGAGCAAGGAAAUCACACAAUACAUCGCCGACUGUCGUGAAGACCACGACUUUCCCGAUGAUGGUCAAAUCAAUCCUUGUUUACCAGGCGGUUACCAAGGCCGCAGAAACUGGGACUCGGCGAGGACGCGCAAGGCGAUCUGGAAUCUUGUGUUGAGAGAGUUGAGAACGCGGAAGUGGCUGAAUCGUACUCCGGAAUGGAUGAAUAGUGUGGGAGGGAGGGGUUCCACGCCGGGGGAUGGUAUGGCAGGGUGGAACUCUUAG
Messenger RNA from Alternaria ventricosa, 1494 nucleotides. RefSeq lists its product as uncharacterized. Gene Ontology annotation, biological process: proteolysis. The transcript has a single exon. The coding region runs from base 1 to 1494 and encodes 497 amino acids. Gene Ontology annotation, molecular function: cysteine-type peptidase activity. The record is from RefSeq and is a predicted model, not a curated record. NCBI's taxonomy places the organism in Eukaryota, Fungi, Ascomycota, Dothideomycetes, Pleosporales, Pleosporaceae.